Cooperia oncophora is the source of this 327-nucleotide messenger RNA. The record is from the annotation of a GenBank genome assembly. Lineage: Eukaryota; Metazoa; Nematoda; Chromadorea; Rhabditida; Trichostrongylidae.
AUGUAUCUAGUAACCAACAGGAAAUCUAGUAGAGAAGAUUGGGACGAAAUAAUCGUUCGACAUCUCGCCGGACAAAUCGUAGACGAAUACUCAUCCGUCACUUUGGAAGCUUGUGCAUCCGGCCAAGCUGAUCAAUUAAUAUGGACAAAGAAUGGAGUAGAAAUAAGCAAUAAUGACCGAACGGAAAUCGCGCAGGACGGUGAACGAUAUCGGCUAACCAUCAACAAUGCUACGGCAGAUGACGCUGGAACAUACCAAUUGGAACUCCGUCACCAAGGGUCAGACCUCGUGUCCGUAGCGUCGCUGAUUGUUACCGGUAAGCUGUGA